AAAAAAAACCCGCUAAUUUAACUGAGCUGGCUCACUUAUUUGAAAAACAAAUAAAAUCACAAAAAUCCAGUGCUAGCCAGCCAGUGAGAAAACAAACAUUAUCUAGUAGUGAAAGCCAGUUAAAAGCACAACAACAGCAGGUAAACCCUUCCACCGAGGAAAUCUCCCCACUAGUGGCUGUGAUUAGAAACAGCAGUUUAGGGAAUUUGGUGAAAGUUCUGUCUAGUAACUGA
This is a messenger RNA of Ambispora gerdemannii, 233 nucleotides long. Lineage: Eukaryota; Fungi; Glomeromycota; Glomeromycetes; Archaeosporales; Ambisporaceae. The record is from the annotation of a GenBank genome assembly.